CCCGCCUUCUCGUCUAGUACGGAAUCGCCCUUCUCAGAAAGCUCCGUUUUGUCCUAGAGUUCGUGAUCGAAAUAAUCUUUAUAAGUGAUGAAGUGCGGUGCUUGUUUGUAGGGAAUGCAGUAGUAUAUAUUUUUUAUCGCAUUAUGCUACGUUGAAUACUUGUGGGCAGUAAAACAGUGUACAUCUUGUACCUUUUAUGUAACUGAUUUACUACUAUCGGCUUCAGGCAUCCAAGAUGACGUUAUCUAGUGGACUUCUUAUGUUGUCCUGGCCUAUUGCGGCGUUUCUGGUUAUUUCUUGUGUUUCGGAAGCAUCUGCAAAUGAAGAUUGUUUGUGGUAUACUGACAGAAAUGGAACGAUGCAUCCUGGAUUUGACUGUCCAUUUUACAUGUUUUGCUGUGGGGACUGCCAUCGACGGCGGUGCUGUACAGACCCUUUGAAACUGAUUACUGAAAGAGAACAAAAGCAAUGUAUGGUGUAUCAUUUUGGCCCUAAGGCCAUUGCUGGUAUUGCUUCUGCCAUUCUGCUGUUCCUCGCCAUUAUUGCUACUGUCAUCUGUUGUUUCAUGUGCUCCUGCUGUUACCUUUACCAGCGAAGACAGCAGAGCAGGAUUCCUUUAGAGGGGCAGACUGUACAGAUGGCUAACUAUCCAGUUCAGCCAAAACCUACAACUUCACCUUUUUAUCCGGAAAAUCAAGGAUACGCUGGAGUACCAACUUACCCAGUGAAUGCACCCUCAAAUCCUCCAUAUCCACAGCAGAACUUGCCAUAUCCCCAGCAGAACUUGCCAUAUCCCCAACAGCAUCCAGCAUACCCAGCACAGAAUCCGGCAUAUCCAGCAGUUUACAACCCAACAGCUCCUCCGCCUUAUGCUCCAUGACUUUGAUUACUGCCGACCCGUCUUCUGCCAGACUGGAACUGUUGAAGUGAUGUUUUUGCUUAAUUCAUUUUCUUUUACAGGUGGCUUUUACUUCUGUGAAAAUUAUCAUCCAGAGGACAUGACUGUAGUUAGUGUUUUGCAUAUAUAAAUGCAUGCUAAUAGACUUCACUUUUGGCUACCUCAUGCAGUUUUGAGAUGUACUAAAGCUGAAAAGUAUUUUUUUUUUCUUAAUCAUUUGAACCACUUUGCAUUUAUGGUGUAGAGGUUUGUUUUGCCAUUAGUUCAGCUGUGUAAAUCUGUUUGGACAUAACUUACACUUGCAGUGGCCAUGCCAGGAUUGGCAGAAAUCUGAUGUCCGUCAUUUCACCUUUUCAUGCCUAGUGUACAUUGCUGUUUUUGAAGGCAGUGUUCUGCUCUUGCACUGGACAGAUGGGCAUUCCAUGGUGUACAAGACAUCAUUGCAGUUACUGAGGAUUUGAACUGAACUGAGCAAUAUGGCUUUCAGUAGGGUUGAAGUUGUGAAGAUCCUUGUUUGCCUGAGGGCAACAUCAAACAGAGUGGACAUUGGAGGAUACUGAAGGAUGCCAUGUUUGUUGUCCAAAACAUCUGUCUUUGUAUCUGCAAGUAGUCAUUUCAGCCUGGAAGAACAUGAUAAUGCAUACUUCUUGUAUGACUGAAGUAAAUGCUCUGAUGUAUGCCUGUAUGUCAGCAGUGCAUAUUUUUUUCAUCUCAUCAUAAUCGAGUGCAGUACUGCAAGGCUCAUACAGACACAGUUUCUGAUACUUGAUGUUGCUUAUGCCGCGUUAGAGCUAAUACUUUUUUUAACAUUGAUAUGUCUGUUGGGUGGUGAACUAAGGGUAUUUGCAUGUUCGCUUAUCCUAACAGAAUGAGGUUUCCUACAAAGCAUAUUGUAUAGUGGUAUUAACUUUAAACUUUUUUGAGGGGGAUUAAUAUAUGCCUAUUUAAAUAUAUAUGCCUUUCUGAUGUCUGCAUUUUGCAAACUACUGAUUGUGCUUGAACUAGCAUCAAGCUGUAAAUUUAAUGACAGAAGCCAGGAAAAACAGAACAGUUGGCAAGUCUUACAAACUGUCCCAAAUAUUCAGAUUUUACAUUCUUCGUUUAAGUUUGAGCUUUGACUGUCUAGUUGUCAGUAAAUGUGUAUAUAUGCAUACACGUGUGUGUGUUUUUCUGUACAUGUUUAAACAUAAAUUAUUUCCCCAAAGUUGCCACUGUUCCCUUUGUGUAAUAGACCUCGGCUUCUGCAUCUUGAUGCAAGUUACAAAAUCCCAUUUGAGCUCUUGUAAAUGUCAGUUUGUUUCAUUGUCAGAUUUUAACUUGGUGAUAUGUAUUAACAGCACUCUUAAAUUGAAGAUUUUAAUUGAAUCUGCAGAGAUGCUUCCCUUGAAAGAGCACUUACUUUGUUCAUUUAAAUUAUUUACCUGGAGCAUGAAAUUUCAGUAUACAUUAACUUUUUAUUUUAAAUCAGUAAACAAACACAAGGACAUACCUUCUAGUAGUUCCUGUUUUUAGAAGCAGAACCGUUUAUGUUCAGGACAUUUAUUGUGGCUCAAGUAGUACUGGAAUAAAUUGAUAGUAUGAGGCAGUUAA
Molecule: messenger RNA, 2488 nt
Organism: Protopterus annectens (West African lungfish)
Lineage: Eukaryota; Metazoa; Chordata; Ceratodontiformes; Protopteridae
Gene: SHISA4
Product: shisa family member 4
Exons: 5
Coding region: 236-880 (214 amino acids)
Source: RefSeq, a predicted model, not a curated record